CUUUUCUUCCCUCUUUUUCUCUCUUGUUUACUUACAUGCAUUCUUCUGCUUCUGUUUUCUUCUGAUUGCAGAGGCAGAAAAGGGAGAAAACAGAGCUUAUUUUGGGUAUUUUCCAACACUUCUUAACGAGAUCCUGAUUUUCUAAGAAAAAACCAGGUCAAUUUCAUCUGUUUUUCUCUAAAAAUGGAUCGAAUUUCAUCGACAACCCUUCUACCAGACACAUUUGUGGGUGCAAGAGAUGAUAUUACAGGGCACUUUAUGAUCAUUUGGGAUCAAAUGAAAGCACCAUUGAUUGUACCUUUGCUUAGAAUUGCUCUGUUUUUGUGUUUGUUGAUGUCAGUAAUGUUGUUCGUUGAAAGGGUAUAUAUGAGCAUUGUUAUUGUUCUUGUAAAAAUAUUUGGAAAUAAACCUGAAGAAAGAUACAAAUGGGAGCCUCUAAAAGAUGAUUUGGAGCUGGGAAAUUCAGUUUAUCCCACUGUUCUAAUUCAAAUCCCAAUGUUCAACGAAAGAGAGGUGUAUCAACUCUCAAUUGGAGCUGCAUGUAGCCUUUCUUGGCCGUCUGAUCGUAUUAUAAUUCAAGUUCUCGAUGAUUCAACAGACCCCAUUGUCAAGAAUAUGGUGGAAAUGGAGUGCCAAAGAUGGGCAAGCAAAGGGAUUAAUAUUAAAUACGAAAUUCGGGACAAUAGGACUGGAUACAAGGCAGGGGCACUAAAACAGGGCUUAAAGCACAACUACGUAAAGCACUGUGAUUAUGUAGCUAUAUUUGAUGCAGAUUUCCAACCCGAACCAGAUUUUCUACGGCGAACAAUCCCCUUUUUAGUGCACAAUCCAGAACUUGCUCUUGUUCAGGCUCGUUGGAAAUUCGUAAAUGCUGACGAAUGCUUGAUGACAAGAAUGCAAGAAAUGUCACUAGACUAUCAUUUCACUGUGGAGCAAGAAGUAGGAUCCGCCACCCAUGCUUUCUUUGGCUUCAAUGGAACUGCUGGUGUGUGGAGAAUUGCAGCAAUUGACGAAGCUGGGGGAUGGAAGGAUCGGACAACAGUUGAGGAUAUGGAUCUGGCUGUCCGAGCUAGUCUCAAAGGCUGGAAAUUCUUAUACCUCGGCACUCUCAUGGUUAAAAAUGAAUUGCCAAGCACAUUCAAAGCCUUUCGCUACCAACAACAUCGUUGGUCAUGUGGUCCUGCCAAUCUUUUCAGAAAAAUGUUCUCUGAGAUUGUAAGAAAUAAGAAAGUAUCUUUUUGGAAAAAAGUUUAUGUAAUAUACAGCUUCUUCAUGGUCAGGAAGAUCACAGCCCAUAUAGUUACGUUCGUGUUUUACUGUAUUGUAUUGCCUGCGACGGUAUUAGUACCUGAAGUUGAAGUUCCGAAGUGGGGAUCAGUUUACAUACCUGCAAUCAUUACCGUACUCAAUGCAGCUGGAACUCCAAGAUCACUUCAUUUGCUGGUGUUCUGGACUCUUUUUGAGAAUGUCAUGUCAUUACACCGGAGUAAAGCUACAUUGAUUGGCCUGUUGGAGGCAGGGAGAGUAAAUGAAUGGGUUGUCACUGAUAAACUCGGGGAUGCACUCAAGUUAAAGUCAGCCGUAAAAGCUUUUAAGCGACCUCGAUUCAGGAUUGGAGAGAGAAUCCAUUUGAUGGAGCUUGGGAUGGGUGCGUAUCUCUUCUUUGUUGGCUGUUACGACUUGGCAUUCGGGAAAAACCACUAUUUUGUCUACCUCUUCGCUCAAGCUGUUACCUUCUUCAUCGUGGGAUUUGGUUAUGUCGGAACUUUUGUUCCCCCUUCAUAAUUAGAACUACCGAACUGCUCGACUGAUCAUCUGCCGUUCAUCGCCCUGUGCUUACGAAUUCUCUUUUCAGCAUGACGCAGAAGUGGCAUCUUCGACAAUGUCGAUCCCUUUGCAGUUUUUUUGCCGUUUGGAGGAAGAACAAGGUCAUCCUACUAGGUUAAGCAUGAGAGUUGAAGCUGUGACUUGAAUGAUUUGAAAAGUGAAUUACAGAAACAUAAAUGGGAGAGCACAUUGUUUUUUGUAGCAGGUAAUUUAGAAUGAUUGCUAGCAGAAUUUUAAUUUUUUUCUGAUUGUUUAAGAAUCUGAUAAAAAAAUAACCUAGGUGAUAUUAAUGUAUUUUCUUCGAUUUGUUUGAAAUCUGCAGCAAAAUAAAAUA
This is a messenger RNA of Olea europaea var. sylvestris, 2161 nucleotides long. Its product is annotated as glucomannan 4-beta-mannosyltransferase 9-like. The record is from RefSeq and is a predicted model, not a curated record. The coding region runs from base 184 to 1785 and encodes 533 amino acids. Lineage: Eukaryota; Viridiplantae; Streptophyta; Magnoliopsida; Lamiales; Oleaceae. Gene Ontology annotation, molecular function: mannan synthase activity. The transcript has 9 exons. Gene Ontology annotation, cellular component: Golgi apparatus.